AUGGGCAGUAUAGAAACCAAAUCCAUAGGCUGCUAUACAAUAAAGACGAUGGAAGAUAAUUCAUUACCUAGUUAUCUCUUGUCCAUGAUCGAUAAGGGACAUGAUGAUGAGAAUAUCAUGCAUUGGAUAGAUUCCAUCGAUAGUCUCCAAGUAUUCAAGCGAAGUGAUAAUGAUUGCAGACCUGAUCAACAUCUAAUCAAGCAAUUGGAGGAGACUUUCAAUCAAUCAUCUUGGUCAAGUAAGGUUUAUGCUUUAACGAUCAUGAUUGCUUUAUUGAAACAAGAUCAAUCCUCUGCUUAUCAAGAUUAUUAUAAAUCAUGGUAUAAAAUGUUGAUGCAUUUACUGCAAGGGAAAAUAGCAUCGAUGAGACCCAACUUCAAGCGAUUAGUCAAUGUAGCUAUAGCGAAAUUGCUAGUUAGAAUAGCACGCGUAAGUGAUACUGCUAAUCAAUUUAUAACUCAUCAUUUAUCUGCAUUAGUUCAGUAUAUGACUAAGUUAGAUUCCACUCAGGUCGAUGGAUCAUUCUUAGCACUAUUGACGACAUUGUUGCAACAUUAUUCUUCUGCAUGUGGACAAUAUCAUAAACCGUUAAGGAGAUGGAUUAUUCAAUGCAUGCAACAUCAGCAUGAUCUAAUUUGGCCUUUAGCAUGUCAAAAUUUAAUUGCAUUAACAAAAUGCGGUGGAAGUGGAAAUGCAGGGAGUAAACAUAUUGAAAAUUGGUAUCAAUUAUGCAAUGAAUUAAUCGCCACACUACAAUCGGAUUGGCAUCAAUUAUAUAAAGAUAUCGAUCAAUUAAAAGGAGAAGGCAUGGUCUUAAUACCAUCCAAUGCAUCGAUAUCACCUAUUCAAUGGCAACCAUUGCCAACGGAUGAACCCAAUCGUACGUAUACCUUAAUACAUCAAGUACAGGUUGGAUGUACAUGUUUAACCUUGCUAUUACAACAAGAAUUUGCCUAUCCUGUAUCAAUUCCCAUUGCUACGUUGAUCAAGAUUAUUUCCAACAUCAUCAAUGUCAAUCAUCGCAAUAUUCAACAAGAUCAACAUCGUAACAUUGAAACAACAUUGCUUUUAUCUUGUAUAUCUAAACUCCAUUGCCAUGCCAUUCAUUUAUUAUCUGCAUUAAUUCAUAGUAGUCGUUGCCAUCUUCUACCAUAUUAUUCACUUAUAACGAAAAUUCUUCUCAAAGUAUUGGAGAUAACACAACAACAAGAUUGGCCUCAGGAUUGUCGAAAGCCCUUUUUAACAUUACGAAAAUUAACUUAUCAAGUCCUGUCUGAGUUAUUAUUACUUGUAUCAACAGAUACUUUACAAUAUACUGAUGAAUUCAUUCAUCAUAUCAUGUAUGAUAUGAAGCCUAAUGUUUAUACUACAAAGUUACAAGCUUCCACUACUGCCAAUAAUUCAAGUCAAUCCAAAGUUGGCCAAAGUAAAAAGAAGCGAAAAGGUCGACAAUAUCAAUAUGAAGAUAUCAAUUCUAACUUUAGAAAUGACAACAGGAUAAAUCCUUUUCUUAAUCAGGAGAUAUGUACAGCAGCUUUGAAAUUAUUACAGACGAUGAUUAUAUGUUUAGGUUCUUCUAUUGACGCUACGUUAUUCCAAACGAUCACUAACUUUAUUACUCAAUCGCUGAUGCAGAUUCAGCAAGGAUUCACUUGCAAUCCUACUAUAUCGUCUGGUAAUACUAUACCUGUACCAUAUUCAAGUGGAGCGUGCCGAUUAGAGCUUUAUCGUAGCUUAUUAUCAUGUGUUCAAGUAUCCUGUUGUAGUAAAAUGCCGACCAUACUACGUUAUGCAAUUCAGAUUUUAAGCCACGGAAAGCGUGAUUUCGAUAUAGAAAUUAUUAAAUUUUGCUAUGAAGCACUGGCAACUUGUACGAUGUUAAUCCAUACCACUAGACCUACUUUGCCAACAACUGUACCGACUAAUAGCAGCCUGACUAGUGGGCAAGACCUAUUCAAUAAAGUUAACAGUCUUAAUCACUUGAAUACAGUUAGAGAUACACUUAAAGAUAACAAGAAUUUAGCUCUAUCAAAUCAGUUUAUUACUACUGUGGAUGAACUAAAAGUUGUAAAAAAUCUUAGUGAUGAUAACGAUGAUGGAAAUGGGAUAGCGAGUAACAGUAAUAAAUUUGAAAUCAUUAAGGAUUCGUCAACAACUGAAGACCAAGACAAUAAACAUGUUAUGUCAUUUCAGGCAUCGAACGCGAUACAGCGUCGUGAAAUUGCUAUGCAAGAUCAGCAAAAUGAUGAUAAGGGUGUUGUAGUUCCAAACGUAAAUGUUAGUGAAACGGUUACUAUGAACUCUGUUGAAAAAGUUGCAGCCAUGUCUAGUAGACAACAGGAAGAUAGUCCGAAUACAUUGACAAAUCAGAUACCAACGCUAAAAAGAGAUAUGGAUAGUAUUGAUGAAGGUGCCGGUGUUGGGAAAAACUUUACCAGUAAAGAUACAGAACCAGUUAGUAAGCGUGUUCGAUUCAAUAUCAAUAACCAACAAACAGAUACAUGUGAUGAUCUCGAACAAUCGGAGAUGCAACUUACAAACACAAAUGAAACUGCUAAACCGGAGGACAGUACCGAUGAUGAUCGUGUGAAAGCUAUGCUAGACAGUUUCGUCGAUUCUCAACCCGAUUCCGAUGAUGUUGAUGAUAACGAUGGCGAUGCUUAA
Molecule: messenger RNA, 2664 nt
Organism: Trichoplax adhaerens
Lineage: Eukaryota; Metazoa; Placozoa; Uniplacotomia; Trichoplacea; Trichoplacidae
Exons: 3
Coding region: 1-2664 (887 amino acids)
Biological process (GO): rRNA processing
Cellular component (GO): nucleus
Source: RefSeq, a predicted model, not a curated record